This is a messenger RNA of Dibothriocephalus latus, 390 nucleotides long. The record is from the annotation of a GenBank genome assembly. Lineage: Eukaryota; Metazoa; Platyhelminthes; Cestoda; Diphyllobothriidea; Diphyllobothriidae.
AUGGUGAGGAAGGAAGACGCCAACUCCCGCGAUGCACCUUACUCGACAGGAACUGACCAUACUUUCAAGUUUGACGAUGCGGAAAUCUUUGCAUGCGGUGGCAACCACGUGAGCUACGAGCUACUCGAGGCAUGCUUUUCAGGCCCCCACUCCAUCAAUGAGCGCAACGGUUUAACCUGCCCAUAUGGUGUACUGAGAAGUUUUCUGAGCAAGGGAAUCAGUCACAUGGGAAGGGCCGGGAGCAACAACAACUCUGACGACAAUGGGCAUAAUUGUCACGGAAUUAUCACGCCCGCAUCCGACGCCGAGAAGGCAAUUGUUGCAAUUAAUGAGUCCAACGCGAAAUGUCAAGACAGUCAUUUAAGACCCAAGCGGUGGCUACAGAAGUGA